CUCCCGCCCAUCCGCUACCGCUCGCUCUCCCUCCUUCCUUAUCAUUCUCCGACGCUGUGGCUCAGUGUCUGUACCGUCUGGAGCGCAGAGCGGCUCCGUUACCGGCUACGGCGAGUGCUAAGUCAGUGACGGCAUAACUCGAGACCAAGCAAGCACCGAGCGUCAGGCAGUCACCACAGAGCAGCCAACAUGGGAAAUGAGGCAAGCUAUCCAUUGGAAAUGUGCUCACAUUUUGAUGCCGAUGAGAUCAAGAGGUUAGGAAAACGGUUUAAAAAACUUGACUUGGACAACUCUGGUUCUCUGAGCGUGGAGGAGUUCAUGUCUUUGCCGGAGCUGCAGCAGAACCCUCUUGUCCAGCGGGUAAUCGACAUAUUCGAUACAGAUGGCAACGGAGAGGUAGAUUUUAAAGAAUUCAUUGAAGGGGUGUCGCAGUUCAGUGUCAAAGGUGAUAAGGAACAGAAAUUGAGGUUUGCUUUUCGUAUAUAUGAUAUGGACAAGGAUGGCUAUAUCUCCAAUGGUGAGCUUUUCCAGGUGCUGAAGAUGAUGGUUGGAAACAACCUCAAAGACACACAAUUACAGCAAAUAGUAGACAAAACUAUAAUCAAUGCAGAUAAAGAUGGUGAUGGCAGAAUAUCGUUUGAAGAAUUCUGUGCUGUUGUAGGAGGCUUAGAUAUCCACAAAAAGAUGGUGGUAGAUGUGUGACUCUCCAGAGCAGCACCAACACUUCUGCUCUCUUCUCCAUCUCUGAAGAUCUGCUCAAGACGUCCAGCAACGCUCUCUGUGUAUUUUAAAUGGAAGUAUUCUCUGUGAAGCCACAUUUUCCAACAUGAGCCUCAUGAAGCCAACUUAGUGUUAUUGAACUUUUUUAUCUCUCAAUAACUUGGUGUAGCACUUUAAAGUCUGAAGGACAGCAAGAUGGGGAAGAGUAUAUCAGUGUGGUGGGGAAAAAAGAAAGGGAGUUGGCUUUUUAUUUAUUUUUUCUUCUUUUAUAACAAGGAAUAUAUAUAUAGCUUUCUAUGUAGUCAUUAGGUGGGCUUUAAUUUAAUACUUGAGUCAAAAACACAACUAGUAUACAAAGUGCCAAGCAGAACAUAAGUUGUUCAGUACAUGAAUACAAAUCCUUACUUUUACUUCACACAGUAGUAUAUUAGUGUGUUUAUGUAUGUGUAUAUAUAUAUAUAUAUGUGUGUGUGUAUAUAUACAUAUAAUAAACUAUCAUGUGGGUGUCUGGUCGAUGGGAUAUUUUUCUGUGAUCCUUUUUUUUCUUUUCAUUCUUGUUAAUUCUUAUAUUGGUAUAUUAACAGGCUGAUCAACACUGUUGCUUCCUGUUAAUUUACAUGUCUCUUUUCUUCACACAGGAAAUGUAUAUGUUUAAUUUAUACACGUUACUCUAGUACCGUUACUCUAUUAAAAUUGCUUUUUUAUGUGCAUGUAGCACCUGCACAGUGCUUGGGUCCCAUUCAGCUUUGCCAAGUAUCUAGCUUCAGAUGCCCUCUAAGAGGACCUGUUUUAUAUACAUAUAUGUUUUUUUUUCAUUCAUCAAUGCUGAAAUGUCUUACAUCAACACUUAACGCAUACGUUCUUUUCUAUUUUACAAGCAUUGGUAUUUUUACAAUUAAACAUGUUAGUGGGGUUCAACCCAUUGAACUUAUGCUCACCCCCUGUCAGAAACGUAACAACAUUACUGCAGGCAGCAUGGCUGGUAAAAUCUUCAUUUCUAUAUGUGUAUAGGAGAGGGAAUUCCUUGUUUAGGAGAAAUGGCUUUCUCCUCUUCUGUAAUUGCCCCAUCUCCUUUUUUGUGCAUGUCUAUAGAAUACAUAUUUUGUGUGAUCUAAAAGUAGCGAGACAUUUUCUGCAACUUUCUAAUCUCUCCCUUUUCUGCUCUGGUACUAUUGGCUGGAAAAAACAUUAACAAAUUAUUUAAGGUAGUAAAUCUUUUGGACGCAUAUCCGGUUUUCUUCUUCUUUUUCUAUGUAUUAAAAUGGAAAGGAGCAGGUUAACGUACAUUGUAAGCGCCUACCUGCCAUAGCUGUCCCUUCUACUGAGUGCUGCACAUCAUGGGCUCUGUCUGUGCGAGAGAAAUCCAGGUGCUUGGUGUCCUUGCAUGACAUGGAGUUUUGCAUGCAGAACGAAUGAAAUGUUCCUCUUGUUUACAUAAAUUGCAUUCUAUAUGGUUAAAAGGAAAAAAAGGAAAUGUUGCCAAACUUUGGUACAUGUUUAUGUUCAAACAGUCCCCACUAUGUGUAACUUUGUUCCUCUGGAUCAGAACGUGGUUAAUGAUCCCAGCCAGUGGUUGUCUUCUCCAGUGUCACCUGCCGCGUGCUCAGCUUCUAGGGGGUGGAACGGUUUAAUAUUUUUCUUUUUUUGUACAUAAGUCGUGUUUAUAAAUAUUCUAGCAAAUGCUUUCUAUUUCUCUUGCUUGUGCAUAUCUUGGCUAGUGUUUAAGAAAAUAGCAAAUAUUUCCUUUAAUGGAGAUUUUUUUUUUUCUAGGGUUUUUGUUUGUGUGGGGAAAUGGUUAAUGUUGAAUGUUUAUUUUUUUUCCCUCUGCAUGCUAUAUAACUUGUAGGAACAAUAGAACUUGAUACUGUAUGAAUAAAAAAAAAUGAAAUUUGUUGUACUGUU
Molecule: messenger RNA, 2622 nt
Organism: Spea bombifrons (plains spadefoot toad)
Lineage: Eukaryota; Metazoa; Chordata; Amphibia; Anura; Pelobatidae
Gene: PPP3R1
Product: protein phosphatase 3 regulatory subunit B, alpha
Exons: 6
Coding region: 190-702 (170 amino acids)
Molecular function (GO): calcium ion binding; calcium-dependent protein serine/threonine phosphatase regulator activity
Source: RefSeq, a predicted model, not a curated record